UUCAGGCCAUGGAAUCUUCGUCAAAGCCUGAGACGUCUUUACCCAAAUACUGCAGCGUGUCCACAACCCUGAAGGCCCCCGCCUGGGCUGCCGCUGCACCUCCCUGGGACUUCUCCUUCACUUGCCCUUUUGCCCUUCGAGCACCUUGUCUCAGCCCCAUCACCAGGUAUCCAUCCCAUCACCCAUGUGUCCACAUGGCUAACCCAGCCUGGCAGGAAAGAGUUAGAGAUGCUGCUGACAAAUGGGUCUUGGCCCAGAGGGAGCCAGAUGGCUUUUAUUACCGAGCUCAGAUAAAGACUGCUCCAGAGCUGGAGAGGCAGGGGGCCCUGCUUGUAGAAUUUGAAGCUCCCCUUGUUACAGGCCCAAGACUGCUAGCCCAGCAUCGGAGUGUGGUCUUAAAAGAUGAUGUCAUUCAGUUCUCACCACCCUUGGAAUACUCCCUGCAACAGGGGGACAAAGUGUUGGCCCCCUGGGAGCCAGGACAGCUUCGGUAUGGUCCUGGUACUGUUCUCUGGGGCCUAGAGGCAGGAAGCCCACACAGAGCAUCUAAAGAAGAAAUUACUGUGCGCUUCUGGAAUGGCAAGAUAGCCACAGUGCCCGUAGGUGGGAUCUGGUGGGUGCCUCCAGCUAUAUGGAAGAGAGCUGUGGAUAAGCUACAUGAGCUUUUCGUCAGGGAAUGUGCCAGCCUCCUCCCCUGGGCCCCUUGCAGCUCUCUGCUGGGGCCAGUCACUGCUUGUGUCACCAACAGACUGCCUCUGAGCCCUUCUUUCCCAGACUCUCUUAGCCACACUACCAAAUGCUGCCAGCUGAUGUGCCAGGGCUACCACUGCUACUGCCCCUUGGCUGGAACUGGUUGGUGGCCUUUAAGCAGAACCAUAGAGAACAGAACCUCUCGAGAACACUCAGAGGAAGCACCAAAGCCCACAGAAGAGCCAUUGCCCCUUGAAGGCCUUGAGGAGGAGGAAGAAACAAUGCAAGCAGCUGUGACUAUUUCCUCCUCUUCCUCCUCCUCCUCCUCCUCCUCCUCUUUCUCCUCUUCCAACAAACAUUACUUGGAGAAUGAUCUGGAAAUGGGCCUCCCAGAGAGACUAAUGGUGGACAGAUCAGUCAACACAGACCCCAUCCUUUUGGGUAAGCCAGCCAGGCAGGUCGACCUCUGCCAGCCCAAGUGGAAGUAUUGGAGAAGAAAUGGGCCUGAGCCACCUCCUGGGAAGCCAGCCAGGGGGGCACUGAAAAAGCAGAAGCCCAGGCCAUCUGGCAGAAGAGGCAACAGCAACAGCUCAGAUGAGCCUGACCUUGAGAUUGUGGAGAAAAAGAAACUCUCA
Molecule: messenger RNA, 1325 nt
Organism: Suncus etruscus (white-toothed pygmy shrew)
Lineage: Eukaryota; Metazoa; Chordata; Mammalia; Eulipotyphla; Soricidae
Gene: C9H11orf16
Product: chromosome 9 C11orf16 homolog
Exons: 5
Source: RefSeq, a predicted model, not a curated record